AUGGCGUAUUUGGUUGGUUACUGCGACGCCAUAUUGGUUGUUACCCUUGCUCCAUUUCUGUAUCGUGCCGUUACUGCAGAAAUGGAAGUGAAAAGGUGUCGUCGGAAUAAUGUGACUGUUCCGCAGACUUUCAAGAAACGGGUAGACCUCUACCCCAAUAAACCCUGCUUCUUUUUUGAGGACCGCGUUUGGACAUACAGUGACAUUAACAAAUACAGCAACCAAAUAGCCUGGGUGUUUCAAAAAGCGAAUUACGUAAAAGGAGAUGCUGUGGCGUUAAUGAUGCCGAACAGACCGGAAUACGUCGCUAUUUGGCUUGGUCUUGGUAAACUCGGCGUUGUCACUGCUCUAAUUAACACGAAUUUACGGCAGCAAUCUUUGAUUCAUUGCCUUCGUAUCGCCAAAGUGAGGAGCAUCAUUUAUGUGGAAGACUACUCGUCUGUCCUCAAUGAUAUUAAAGACUCGAUUCAGGGUAUAGAGAAAUACAAAGUGUGCUUCAAGUCGGAAACCUGUGAAAAUGAUGUGAUCGAUUUGAACAAACUUCUGUCAGAAGCCAGCACGGAAGAACCGAUAGUGAAAGAUCAACCUGGUUACAGGGACAAACUAUUGUACAUUUAUACGAGUGGCACCACUGGCCUACCAAAAGUGGCUAUAGUACUAAAUUCAAGGUACUUGCUAGUCGAGAUGCCAUUCCGUUUGCUAGGAAUAAAAUCAAACGAUAUCCUGUACAAUCCAAAUCCACUGUACCAUACCGCUGGUGGAAUGAUUGGAGUAGGUUUUGCGAUCCUCAAAGGUAUACCAAACGUCCUCAGAGCCAAAUUUUCCGUCUCGGCUUAUUGGACGGACUGCAUCAAGUAUAAUUGUACCACUGCGCAAUAUAUCGGCGAAAUGUGCCGUUACUUGUUAAAUGCGCCACCCAAACCGCAGGAUAGAGCGCAUAGAUUAAGACUCAUGUUUGGAAACGGUAUGAGGCCGCAAAUUUGGGACCAGUUCGUCACACGAUUCAACAUUAAAAGGGUCGCUGAAUUUUACGGAUCCAGCGAAGGAAACGCUAAUAUUGCAAAUCUAGAUGGCAAAGCUGGAGCUAUCGGUUUUGUACCACUACUUAUACCAAGAAGAUUCCAUCCUUUAGCAAUUAUUCGUGUACAUAGCGAAACAUAUGAACCAAUUAGAGGUCCAAAUGGAUUGUGCAUUAGGGCUGAAACAAAUGAACCAGGGAUGUUCAUAGGCUUAAUAAAAGAAGGUAAUGCUCUGAGAGAGUUCAAUGGCUACCUAGAUCAAGAAGCGUCAAACAGAAAGAUAAUCCAAGAUGUGUUUGUUAAAGGAGAUAAGGCGUUCUUGACGGGUGAUAUUUUGGUAGAGGAUGAGUAUGGAUACAUUUAUUUCAAAGACAGAGUAGGAGAUACGUUUAAAUGGAAAGGUGAAAAUGUUGCCACUGCCGAAGUGGAGGGUGUCAUUAGUAAUAUCGUAGGACAACGAGAUGCUACUGUUUAUGGAGUUCAGGUACCUGGAAUGGAAGGAAGGGCAGGUAUGGCAGCGAUAGUCGACCCAGAUAGUCUUUUAGACUUCAAAGCCUUAGCAGAAGGAUUGGAAAAAGCUUUGCCAGCAUAUGCAAGACCAAUCUUCUUAAGAAUCGUGAAGGAAUUAGAAAUGACGGGAACAUUCAAGUUAAAGAAAGUGAACCUACAAAAGGAAGGCUUCGAUCCAAGUAAAAUUCAAGACAAGAUGUAUUUCUUAUCGGGCAACAAAGAAUACGUCGAAAUCACACCUGAACUUUAUCAAGAAAUUAUAUCUGGAUCGCAGAAGUUCUAGUCGUCAUGUACGAUGUCUUAAGUGUCGAGGAUGUAAAAGUUAGACGUGUAACUUUUUUUUUACAAUAUGAACAUGACUUAUUACAUUGCGUCUUGUAGAUACAAUGCGUAACAUUUUAUAACGUCACAUAUGUGAUAACGCAAAAAAAAAUAGACGAAAAUUUCUUGAACUGGUGUAAGAUUAUUUUUAUGAUAUAAGUUCAGAAACGGGGAGCUUGUUGCGUAGGGGUGAAGUUGUAUUUCUGUCAUCAAUAAUCGGACGAAUUCGAUUUCGCCAAUAGUUCUUAACCUUAGAACGAGCGAAUAUGGUGACAUGUUCCUGUAUAUUUUAUAAAUACUCUACAUAUUUAAAUGAACGAAUCGAUCGUAGUGUAAGAUUGGCACUGAAGAUAGAACUAUAGUUUGAAUAAAGUUAUACUUAAUACUUGCGGUGACCUUUUGUCGAUGAAAAAAAAAAGAAACGAUAUUUUAUUUCAUAUUUUGUCCUUUCAUGUUCUACUUCUGAUUAUUCAAAA
Megachile rotundata (alfalfa leafcutting bee) is the source of this 2326-nucleotide messenger RNA. Its product is annotated as long-chain fatty acid transport protein 4. The record is from RefSeq and is a predicted model, not a curated record. NCBI's taxonomy places the organism in Eukaryota, Metazoa, Arthropoda, Insecta, Hymenoptera, Megachilidae. Gene Ontology annotation, biological process: long-chain fatty acid metabolic process; long-chain fatty acid import into cell. Gene Ontology annotation, molecular function: long-chain fatty acid-CoA ligase activity; long-chain fatty acid transmembrane transporter activity. Gene Ontology annotation, cellular component: endoplasmic reticulum membrane; plasma membrane.